Paramecium sonneborni is the source of this 2461-nucleotide messenger RNA. The record is from the annotation of a GenBank genome assembly. NCBI's taxonomy places the organism in Eukaryota, Ciliophora, Oligohymenophorea, Peniculida, Parameciidae.
AUAAAAUUGAAAAAAAUGUAUGCUCCGAAAUGCAAAGAGAAAAAUCAUUUUGAGAGGGAAAUAACAUUAUUUUGCUUGCAUCCUAGAUGUUAAAAAAAAUGGGGAUGCUAAAAGUGUUUCAGUUAAUAUCAUAAAUCUCAUAUUGAAUGUUGCAUUAGUGUUAGCGAAUUUGAAGAUUAAGUAGUUUUGGCAAAAAAGAAAAUACGAGAGAUAGUAGAGAUGAAAUUUUCAGAUGCAAUAAUUUAAUUAGAUGAAGCAUCAGAGCUAUUAGUAAAGAAAAUCAAAGAUGUAAUAAAUAGUGUACAAAGAGCUUCAGAAAUAAUUUAGGAUUAGAUAUUCAAGGAAUUAGAAUUGUUUGAUUAUUUGAUUGAUGGAUUUUAGAGUUUAUCAUUCACAACAUCAUUAGAAAAUGAAUAUUUAGACAGAGUUAUAUAAUUAAUGAUGCCUGAUAAAUUAUAAUAGAUGGCAGAUUAUAAACCAAGUUAGAUAUUUCAAUUGCUUUAAUAUUCAAAUUAAGUGUUAGACUAAGCCAAUAAAUUCACAAUUUAUCCACUAGAUGAAAUAGCAUUGGGAAUAAAAUUAAAAGAAUUUUAGGAAGGUUAAUAUACACUGGCAGUAAAAGAAUACAAUUAAAAUAAUAUUGGAAUUUGUUACUUGUUAACAGAAGGAAGAUUGAAUAAAAUAGGAUAAUAUGAUAAUGGAGUAAGAUCUGGAAUGUGGUCAGAAGUGUUGUAUUAUAAUAAUAAUCGAGAUUUUAGUAUGUAAGUGAAUAAUAUUAUAUAAGAACAUUUCGAGGUUAAUAUUAAUAAGGUGUAAGAGUGAAUAAAUGGUUUUAUUAUGAUCAGGAUUAAUCAGUAAUCGGAGGAGGUUAAUUUUAAGAAGGAUUGAAGAUAGGAUUAUGGAUUGAGCCUGAAGUAUUUUUGGGAAAGUGGGGGAAAAUGUAAGAAUUUAAAAUUAGUUAGCGUUGUAAUUAAUAAAGGAGAGUAUGUAAAUGGAGUGAAACAUGGAGAAUGGACUACAAUUUAUGGAAAUAGAGGUUAAGUGUAAGUAUGAUAGUGAAUAUCAGAGGAGGUGGAAUGUAUUUACAGGGGUAAAAGCAUGGUUAUUGGACAGAAGUUGAAGGUUAUGCUGGUUUUUGGUGUUCGAUAGGAAUAUUGAAUUAAGGAAAUGGAAUUAAAGUUGGGAUGUGGUUAAUAUCAGAUUUGAAUGCUGGAUAAAUGUAAAUAUUUUAAUAAAAGAAAGUGAUGGAGGAAAUUACUCUUAAAUUGGUUUAAAAGAAGGUUUAUGGACAGAAGUUGAAGUUCAUGUUGGGGUUGAAUGUUCAAUGUAUUUUAUUUAAAUAUUAAGAAUUUUAUUACAUCUUGGAGAUUAUAAAUAUGGGUUAAAAUAAGGAAAUUGGAAAGUGCUGGAUAUAUGCAGAAAUUAGAUUGGAGGAGGAUAAUGCAAAGGAUAUAAAAAAGGAACUUGGCUAGAAAUAGAAGUUUGUGUUGGGUGGCGUUGCUCAUAGUUAUUUGAUAAAUUAAUAACAUUAGAAUUUUAUUACAUUAAGGAGAAUAUAAAAAGGGACAGAGGGUUGGAGUGUGGAAUAUUUACAAAGAAGGGUGCGAUACUAUUUUAGGAGGAGGAAAUUAUAUUUAAGAUUAGAAAGAUGGAAAGUGGACAGAUAUUCAAAUUUUUUGUGGAUAUUACAGUACAAAGUAUAUAGUUUUAGAUUAUGUUUAAGAACACUAAUAUUGACUGGAGAUUAUAGUGUCGAUAGAAGAAUUGGAAAAUGGGUGAUUUCAGAAUAACAAGAGGGUGUGAUGUAAAUAAAUAAUCAUAUAGUACAAGUGGAGGAGGAAUGUAUUCUAGAUAUGGAGAGAAGCAAUCAGAUUGGAUUGAAGUGGAUAUGCAAGUUGGUUGGAGAUGUUUUGUGUAAGAAUAUAAAAAAUAGAAAGGAUUUUGAUAUCAGAAGGAGAAUAUAAUAAUGGGAAAAGAUCAGGAUUGUCGAUAACUAAAUUGUAUAAAGGGAAUUAAUUAGGAGGAGGAUGUUAUAAUAAAUAUGGAUUCAAAGAAGGAGGUUGGAAAGAAGUUGAAGUUCAUGUUGGAGUUGGAAAAUAUUUGUAUAUCUUUAAUAUUGAAUAGAUAGAACAUUAUUUCAUAUAGGUGAAUAUAGAGGUGGAGUUAGAACAGGAAAAUGGGUAGUAUAGAAUGAACAAAGAGAAAUUGUGUAAAUUGAUUUAUUUAUUAAGUUCUUCUGGUUUUUAUACUAAAUCAGGAAGUAAAGAUGGUGAAUGGGUAGAAAUACAAGCGCACGAUGGUAUUGAAGAUACUAUUACUUUAUUACAUUAAGGAGAAUAGAAUCAUGGAGUUAGAGUUGGUAGAUGGAAUAUUUAAAAGCCAAAUAAAGAAUAAAUGUAUUUAUUAUUAUUAUAAUUAUUGAAGUGGUUGAGGUAAUUAUUCUUUAAGUGGAAUUAAAGAA